CCUUACUGCCCACCUACCGUAGGGAGCAGCUCCUCCCACCUGCACAUAAAAGCCAAGUGCAUGCUACCAGCAGCUGAUCAGAGCACUUUCUCAGUCCUCCACUGUUUUGAACCAGUGAUCUUCUCUCCUUGGAUCUUGUACACUCAAGGAAAGGAAGAAAAUGCAGAUUGUCAGAACCCUGCACAUUUAGUACCCGCACUAUUAUGAUCUCUUCAUUACUGGAUGUUGAGUCUGGAUAUCAGAACUGCUACAGCAAAGUAUUCUCCUAUUAAGCUGAGGGACCAACUUAAAAUCAACAAAAUAACACCGGGCCUUACACAGACAGGAAGUCUAGGUCUCUUACAGUGAAAAAGCAAACAACCUGUCCUUCUUCUGCCCUGUCCUGAUAUCUAAAUGUGAUGGCCGUGCUGCUGGUCCCCGUGCAGCUACUGGCGGUGGCUGUCGCCAUUUACCUACAGCUGGUGAGGUCCACUCAGGGCGGCGCCUACUAUGGCAUCAAGCAGCUGCCACCCCAGGUGCCCCAGUACCAAGCCCUCGGACAACAAGUACCUCACAUGCCGCUGGGCAAAGAAGGCAUCCCGAUGCAGCACAUGGGCAAGGAGGUGCCACACAUGCAGUACGGCAAGGAGUAUCCCCACCUGCCUCAGUACAUGAAGGAGGUGCCACAGGUGCCUCUGCUUGGCAAGGACAUGGCUCCUAAGAAAGAAAAAGAAAUGCCUGUGCGCAGCUUGAGGGGUGAGCAAGGUCCCCCUGGUGAGCCUGGACCAAGAGGGCCACCAGGGCCACCAGGAUUACCAGGUCACGGCGUGCCAGGAGCCAAAGGAAAACCAGGUCCACAAGGAUAUCCAGGAAUUGGGAAGCCGGGUUUGCCAGGGAUGCCUGGGAAACCAGGGGUGAUGGGGCCACCAGGGCCAAGAGGGGAGAUGGGACCGAAGGGGGAGGUCGGGCCCAUGGGGAUACCGGGGCCACAGGGACCACCGGGACCUCACGGGCUUCCAGGAAUAGGGAAAGCGGGUGCUCCAGGGCUGCAGGGACAGCCAGGACCUAAGGGUGAACCUGGGAUGAAGGGGCCCCCAGGGGUCCCCGGGAUCCCUGGUCCAAAAGGGGAGAAGGGUGUUGGGAUCCCGGGUUUGCCAGGACUGAAGGGCCCGCCCGGGCUGCCCGGCCCCCCUGGCCCUGUGGGUCUGCCAGGGGUCGGCAAGCCGGGGAUGGUGGGGUUCCCAGGACCGCAGGGUCCCCUAGGCAAGCCUGGCCCACCAGGCGAGCUGGGGCCACAGGGACCCCCGGGGGUCCCUGGGAUGCAAGGCCCUCCCGGCGUGCCUGGGGUUGGCAAACCCGGCCAAGACGGCAUCCCUGGCCAGCCGGGCUUCCCGGGUGGCAAAGGGGAGCAAGGCUUGCCAGGCCUGCCGGGGCCCCCUGGCCUCCCCGGGGUUGGGAAGCCGGGCUUCCCCGGGCCCAAAGGUGAGCGUGGGGUGGGCGGCCUGCCCGGCCCCCUGGGGCCCAAGGGGGAAAAAGGGCACGUGGGGCCACCCGGCAUGGGGGGGCCCCCGGGAGAGCCGGGCCAACCAGGCCUGCCAGGCAUCAUGGGCCCCCCCGGUGCUGCGGGCUUCCCGGGACCCAAGGGAGAAGGCGGCGCCGUGGGGCCACCGGGACCAGUGGGCCCCAAGGGUGAACCCGGCUUGCAGGGGUUCCCCGGGAAGCCAGGUUUCCCCGGGGAAGUGGGAGCCCCCGGGCUGCGGGGGCUGCCGGGCCCCACGGGGCCCAAGGGGGAAGCCGGGCACAAGGGCUUGCCGGGGCUGCCGGGCGUCCCGGGGCUCGUGGGGCCGAAGGGCGAGCCGGGGCUGCCCGGCGCCCAGGGGCUUCAGGGCCCCUCGGGGAUCCCAGGCAUUGCAGGGCCCAGCGGCCCCAUCGGCCCCCCAGGGCUGCCUGGGGCCAAGGGGGAGCCCGGCCAGCCCGGCCCCCCCGGCUUCCCUGGCAUGGGCAAACCUGGGGCCGCGGGGCUGCAGGGCCCCCCGGGAAAGCCCGGGGCGCUGGGACCCCCCGGCCAGCCCGGCCUCCAGGGGCCCCCCGGCCCUCCCGGGCCCCCUGGCCCCCCAGUGAUCAUCCCCCCAACUCCGCCGGCCGUGGGACAGUACCUGCCCGAGGUGGGGCCGGGGAUAGAUGGCGUCAAGCCCCCGUACGGCUACGCGGGCAAGAAGGGCAAGGCCGCCGGUGCCGUCUACGAGAUGCCCGCGUUCACGGCGGAGCUCCUCACCCCCUUCCCCCGGGUCGGCGUGCCCGUGAAGUUCGACAAACUCCUCUACAACGGCCGGCAGAACUACAACCCCGCCACAGGGAUCUUCACCUGCGAGAUCCCCGGGAUCUACUACUUCGCCUACCACGUUCACUGUAAAGGGGCCAGCGUCUGGGUGGCUUUGUUCAAGAACAACGAGCCGCUGAUGUACACCUACGACGAGUACAAGAAGGGCUUCCUGGACCAAGCCUCCGGGAGUGCCGUUGUUCAGCUGAUGCACGGAGACAAGGUUUACGUUCAGAUGCCAUCCGAACAGGCAGCAGGACUCUAUGCUGGGCAAUACGUGCAUUCGUCUUUUUCAGGAUAUUUAUUGUAUCCCAUGUAAAAACAAAAACCAGACAGUCACACACACACAUACAAAUCUAAACCUUUCUUCUCCGCUUAAAACUCUUAUACCAUGAAAGAUGCAUUUAAUGACUGUUUCGGACCAUCUUGUACAAAAAAAAAAAUACAAAGUUUAACAUUAUGCACAGCUAGAUAUAAAAAAAAAAAAAGUGUGGUGAACAUAUUUAAAGGUGUGUAUCAGGUUCAUAAACAGUCAUUUUGCACCCAAGGGGGACAUAUUAGCUGUACAUUAUAUAUUUCUGUGACGCCAUGCUUCAUUUCAUUCACAAUAAUGCAAUACUAAGGUUCAAAUCAGUUUACGUCACUCUCCUGUUGCAUAUUUAAUUGAUGCAUUGAUCAUAGUUAUGAGAUGAAAAACAGUGACUGAAAACAUAGUAGGUCAAUCUCAAAUUACAUGGAAAAAUUGAGUGGCUUUUUACUUGUUUGGGGGGGUUUCGGUGGUGGGUUGGUUUUGUUUUGUUUUGUGGGGGUUGCUUUUUUUUUUUUUUUUUUUUGACAGAAGGGCUGCCAGACAGGCAGAGGUUCUUUUAGCUGGAGAUCUUUAUUUCUCUUCCCGUGUAAGAUAUUCCUGCAGGUAUUUGAUUUGUUUUCCUAAACAAUUUGUUUAUUAUGGAAAAGGACUAGUGAUGGCAUAACCAUUCCCUGAGAGCUUUCUCUGGGCGUUUCUGGACUCAGAAGGGUGCCUGACUCCAGUGGGCACUGGGUUCACCUCCAAAUGCCAGAGCAUCCAAAAAGCCUCCAUCUGCAUUUGCACUGUUGAAGCAGAUGAGGUAGAUCACACAAAAUUUAAAGUCUUCCUAUGGGCUUUAUGCCACGUGAUUAAGACAUCUUGGCUGACAUGUGGCAAUGCAGCAGGGUGGUAUAAAUUUGCUCCAAUUCCUGUAUUCAUGCUAAAAACCUGCAGUCUGUCUGGCUUGUAAUAAGAUACAGGUAUUCUGCCACUCAGCCAAAAUUAAAUCAGUUUACUCUUUGAUGACUAGGCAAAGCAGAAGUAGCUCUGCUUGCUAAUUAACUAAUUCAUUGUCUGAGAUCAAUCAGUAACUUUACCAGCAAUACUGACCAUAAAAAUUUAUCCAACAACUUCACUUUACAUAAAAGCUGAUUUCCAAUCCUUAUUUAUGUGUUACCAAUUGUCUAGGAGAAUCUGCAGAGGCCUCAAUCUUUUCUGUAUGUGGGGAAAAGCAACUUUUAUGCAAGAACUGUCUGUUCAUCAAUGGUGCUAAUCUCACCUCAAGAGUAUUAAUUUAAAAAUGACAGUGUCCUUUUCUGUGUUUCCCUGUACAGUGCUGCACAUCACACACUUACGUUAGUUGAAAGAGUCAAAUACUCCUCACUUCUUCCAUGUCUUAGCUAAUGCUACUGCUUUUGAUUCAAAAAUGAACUAGAUUUUUCAUGCAGAACUAAAAUUGGAUUUAACUGGCAUUACUGUUAUUUAAGUGCAGAGUUUAAUGCAGUCUAACAUUGACUAAGGACUCCAGUGAUAUAAUGUGGUGCUUUAUCUCAGAAAUUUUAUGGAACGUUGGCAGGAACGGACGGACAGCUUACCAGGCAUUGGUGACUUGGGUAUGUUUCCAGAAUAUAUGAGAUAUGUCAAAAGCAAAUAAUUUUGUAUUUAAAAUUUUUGUACUGAUUUGAAAAAAAAUAUCUUAUUAAAUAUCUUUAAAAAAAA
Messenger RNA from Anas platyrhynchos (mallard), 4307 nucleotides. RefSeq names its product collagen type VIII alpha 1 chain (gene COL8A1). Gene Ontology annotation, molecular function: extracellular matrix structural constituent conferring tensile strength; protein binding. Lineage: Eukaryota; Metazoa; Chordata; Aves; Anseriformes; Anatidae. Gene Ontology annotation, biological process: extracellular matrix organization. The record is from RefSeq and is a predicted model, not a curated record.